AUGGCCCGGCUCGCGGACUACUUCGUGCUGGUGGCGUUCGGGCCGCACCCGCGCGGGAGCGGGGAAGGCCAGGGCCAGAUCCUGCAACGCUUUCCAGACAGGGAUUGGGAGGACAACCCAUUUCCCCAGGGCAUUGAGCUGUUCUGCCAGCCCAGCGGAUGGCAGCUGUGUGCCACGCGCAACCCCCCGACCUUCUUUGUUGCCGUCCUCACUGACAUCAACUCCGAGAGGCAUUACUGUGCCUGCCUGACUUUCUGGGAGCCCGUGGAGCAGGAUACCUUGUGUACUGAGGAUGCUGCAGGGAGUGAGGAGAUGGCAGAGGAGGAGGGGGGUCCCGUGCGACUGUCGCCCACAGCCUCUGGCCAGCUGUUUGCUCCAAAGACCCUGGUGCUGGUGUCCAGGCUGGACCAUGCGGAGGUGUUCAGGAACAGCCUGGGGCUUAUCUACACGGUGCACGUGGAGGGCCUGAGCGUGUCCCUGGAGAGCGUCAUUGGCAACUUGCUGACCUGCACCAUCCCCCUCACCGGGGGCUCGCAGAGAACCAUCUCUCUGGGUGCAGGUGACCGGCAGGUCAUCCAGACCCCCCUCACUGACUCGCUGCCUGUCAGCUGCUGUAGCGUGGCCCUGCUCUUCCGCCAGCUUGGCAUCACCAAUGUGCUGUCCUUGUUCUGUGCUGCACUCACUGAGCACAAGAUCCUCUUCCUGUCCCGGAGCUACCAGCGGCUUGCAGACGCCUGCCGGGGCCUUCUGGCACUUCUCUUCCCUCUCCGAUACAGCUUCACCUACGUGCCCAUCCUGCCGGCACAGCUCCUGGAGGUGCUCAGCACACCCACACCCUUCAUCAUCGGUGUGAACUCGGCCUUCCAGGCGGAGACCCAGGAGCUGCUAGAUGUCAUCAUUGCUGAUCUCGAUGGGGGAACAGUGACUGUCCCUGAGUGUGUGCACGUCCCACCACUGCCAGAGCCAUUGCAGAGUCAGACACACAGUAUUCUGAGCAUGGUCCUGGAUCCAGAGCUGGAGCUGGCUGACCUUGCCUUCCCCCCACCCGUGACACCCCUUUCCUCUCUGAAGAUGCAGGACAAGGAGCUGCGGGCGGUCUUCCUUCGGCUCUUCGCCCAGCUUCUGCAGGGUUACCGCUGGUGCCUGCACAUUGUUCGUAUCCACCCCGAGCCCGUCAUCCGCUUCCACAAGGCAGCCUUCCUGGGCCAGCGGGGGCUGGUGGAGGAUGACUUCCUGAUGAAGGUGCUGGAGGGCAUGGCCUUUGCUGGCUUUGUGUCAGAGCGGGGUGUCCCCUACCGUGCCACGGACCUAUUUGAUGAGCUGGUGGCCCACGAGGUGGCACGAAUGCGGGCAGACGAGAGCCACCCCCAGCGAGUACUGCGACACAUAAAGGAGCUGGCAGAACAGCUGUAUAAGAACGAGAACCCGUACCCCGCGGUGACCAUGCACAAGGUACAGAGGCCUGCGGAGGCCAGUCAUCUCCGACGAGCGCCACGGCCCUUCCCCCGGCUGGAUGAGGGCACCGUGCAGUGGAUUGUGGACCAGGCCAGUGCCAGGAUGCAGGGUGCCCCACCAGCUGUGCGGGUGGAGAGGAGGAGCAACGUGCCCUCAGGGCCCCUCAUGACUGCCAUCCUAGAGCGGAACAGCGGGCCCCACACCAACAGUGCCCGCCGGCUGGAGGUGGUCCGCAACUGCAUCUCCUGCGUGUUUGAGGGGAAGAUGCUGGAGGCGAAGAAGCUGCUGCCAGCUGUGCUGAGGGCUCUGAAGGGCCGUGCUGCGCGCCGCUGCCUCACACAGGAGCUGCAUCUGCAUGUGGAGCAGAACCGGGCUGUCCUUGACCACCAGCAGUUUGACUUUGUCGUCCGUAUGAUGAACUGCUGCCUGCAGGACUGUACCUCCAUGGAUGAGCAUGGGGUCGCGGCCGCCCUGCUGCCUCUAGUCACCGCCUUCUGUCGGAAGCUGAGCCCGGGAGUGACACAGUUUGCGUACAGCUGUGUGCAGGAGCACGUGGUGUGGAGCACGCCGCAGUUUUGGGAGGCCAUGUUUUACGGGGAUGUGCAGACCCACAUCCGGGCUCUCUACCUGGAGCCUGCGGAGGACCGUGCCCUGUCCCAGGAGGUGGGGGAGGCACCUGCACGGGAGGACGAGCCCUCAGCCCUGGAUGUAGCCUCGGAGCAGCGGCGUCUGUGGCCCACGCUGAGUCGGGAAAAGCAGCAGGAGCUGGUGCAGAAGGAGGAGAGCACUGUGUUCAGCCAGGCCAUCCACUAUGCCAACCGCAUGAGCUACCUGCUUCUGCCCCUGGACAGCAGUAAGAGCCGACUGCUGCGGGAGCGUGCGGGCCUGGGCGACCUGGAGAGUGCCAGCAACAGCCUGCUCACCAACAGCGUGGCGGGCAGCAUGGCGGGCAGCUACGACACAGAAAGCGGCUUUGAGGAUGCUGAGACCUCAGAUGUGGCUGGGGCUGUGGUCCGCUUCAUCAACCGCUUUGUGGACAAGGUCUGCACGGAGAGUGGGGUUACCAGCGACCACCUCAAGGGGCUGCAUGUCAUGGUGCCAGACAUUGUUCAGAUGCACAUCGAGACUCUGGAGGCUGUGCACCGAGAGAGCAAGAGGCUGCCGCCCAUCCAGAAGCCCAAGCUGUUGCGGCCACGCCUGCUGCCUGGUGAAGAAUGUGUACUGGAGGGGCUCCGUGUCUAUCUGCUGCCUGAUGGGCGUGAAGCUGGUGCGGGGGGCAGUGUGGGGGGCCCUGCGUUGCUACCAGCUGAAGGUGCUGUCUUCCUCACCACAUAUCGGGUCAUCUUCACGGGGAUGCCCACCGACCCCCUGGUGGGGGAGCAGGUGGUGGCACGUUCGUUCCCGGUGGCUGCGCUCACCAAGGAGAAGCGGAUCAGUGUCCAGAGCCACGUGGACCAGUUCCUACAGGACGGGUUGCAGCUUCGCUCCUGCACAUUCCAGCUGCUGAAGAUGGCGUUCGAUGAGGAGGUGGGGUCUGACAGCGCUGAAGUCUUUCGCAAGCAGCUGCACAAGCUACGCUAUCCCCCGGACAUCAGGGGCACCUUUGCCUUCACCGGGGGCUCUGCCCAUGCACCUGGCCGGCCGACCCGGGCCACCAAGGACAAGGGCCCUUCCCUCAGAACCCUGUCUCGGAACCUGGUGAAGAAUGCCAAGAAGACUAUGGGGAGGCAGUACGUCACCAGGAAGAAGUAUAACCCUCCCAGCUGGGAGCACCGGGGCCAGCCCCCACCUGAGGACCAGGAGGAUGAGAUCUCAGUGUCAGAUGAGCCGGAGCCCAGCACCCUGACCCCCACGUCUGCCCUGAAGCCGUCGGACCGCAUGACCAUGAGCAGCCUGGCGGAGCGGGCAUGCUGCCGUGACUACCAGCGUCUGGGCCUAGGCACGCUCAGCAGCAGCCUGAGCCGGGCCAAGUCCGAGCCCUUCCGCGUCUCCCCCGUCAACCGCAUGUAUGCCAUCUGCCGCAGCUACCCGGGGCUCCUGAUCGUGCCCCAGAGCGUGCAGGACAACGCCCUGCAGCGUGUGUCUCGCUGCUACCGUCAGAACCGCUUCCCUGUCGUGUGCUGGCGCAGCGGGCGUUCCCGGGCCGUGCUGCUGCGCUCUGGAGGCCUGCACGGCAAGGGUGUCGUUGGGCUCUUCAAGGCCCAGAACACACCAUCGCCAGGCCAGUCUCAGGCGGAUUCAAGCAGCUUGGAGCAGGAGAAGUACCUCCAGGCCGUGGUCAGCUGCAUGCCCCCCCGCUAUGCUGAUGCAUCAGGACGCAACACGCUCAGCGGCUUUUCCUCUGCCCACCUGGGCGGCCAUGCGCCCAGUCCCCGAGCCAGGGUGACCACACUGUCCAACCCCAUGGCAGCCUCGGUCUUCAGAUGGACCGCGCCCCGAGGGAAAUGGAGCAGCAUCCGGGCCAGCGGGCGCAGUGGUGGCAGUGGAGGGGUCGGCACGGACGUGGGCUCCCGGUUAGCAGGGAGAGAUGCGCUGGGCCCUCCCCAGCCCAAUGGGGCACCCCCUGACCCGGGCUUCCUACGGCCCCAGCGUGCUGCCCUUUAUAUCAUCGGGGACAAAGCACAACUGAAGGGCGUGCGGCAGGACCCUCUGCAGCAGUGGGAGCUGGUGCCCGUCGAGGUCUUUGAGGCAAGGCAGGUGAAGGCUAGCUUCAAGAAGCUGCUCAAGGCCUGUGUCCCGGGCUGUGUCGCUGCCGAGCCGGGCCCGGCCUCCUAUCUGCGCUCGCUGGAGGACUCAGAGUGGCUGAGCCAGAUCCAUAAGCUGCUGCGGGUGUCAGUGCUGGUGGUGGAGCUGCUAGACUCGGGCUCCUCGGUCCUGGUGAGCCUGGAAGACGGCUGGGACAUCACCACCCAGGUGGUGUCACUGGUACAGCUGCUCUCGGACCCCUUCUACCGCACCCUGGAGGGCUUCCGGCUGCUGGUUGAGAAGGAGUGGUUGUCCUUUGGCCAUCGCUUCAGCCACCGCGGGGCUCACACCCUGGCUGGGCAGAGCAGCGGCUUCACGCCUAUCUUCCUUCAGUUCCUGGACUGUGUCCACCAGGUUCACCUGCAGUUCCCCAUGGAGUUUGAGUUCAGCCAGUUCUACCUCAAGUUCCUCGGCUACCACCGCCUCUUGUACGAGGAGAAGGGGGAGCGGAGGGGCCCACAGACCUGCAGGUCUGUGUGGGAGUAUGUGGAUCGGCUCAGCAAGAAGAUACCUGUGUUCCACAACUACAUGUAUGCACCCGAGGACACGGAGGUGCUGCGCCCCUACAGCAAUGUGUCCAACCUGAAGGUGUGGGACUUCUACACUGAGGAGAGCCUGGCUGAGGGCCCCCCCUAUGACUGGGAGCUGGCUCAGGGCCCCCCCGAGCCCCCUGAAGAGGAGCGGCCUGAUGGUGGAGUCCCCCAGAGCAGACGCCGCGUGGUGUGGCCCUGCUACGACAGCCGUCCCCGGGCCCAGCCCGACGCCAUCUCACGCCUGCUGGAGGAGCUGCAGCGGCUGGAGACAGAGCUGGGCCGACCCCCCGAACGCUGGAAGGACACGUGGGACCGGGUGAAAGCUGCCCAGCGCCUGCAAGGCCAGCCGGAUGGGCGUGGCCCUCCUGGCUCCCUGCUGGCGUCCAGCGUGCCACACCACCGCCGCUCGCUGGGCGUGUUACUCCCCGAAGGGCCCGUGGGCUCGACCCUGAGCCUCAGCCUGGACAGUGACCAGAGCAGCGGCUCCACGGCAUCAGGCUCCCGCCAAGCAGCCCGCCGCAGCACCAGCACGCUCUACAGCCAGUUCCAGACGGCCGAGAGCGAGAACAGGUCAUACGAGGGCACCCUGUACAAGAAGGGGGCCUUCAUGAAGCCCUGGAAAGCCCGCUGGUUUGUGCUGGACAAGACCAAGCACCAGCUGCGCUACUACGACCACCGGGUGGACACACAGUGCAAGGGCAUCAUCGACCUCGCCGAGGUGGAGUCCGUUGCUCCCGGCACGCCCACCAUGGGUGCCCCCAAGACGGUGGAUGAGAAGGCCUUCUUUGAUGUGAAGACGACGCGCCGCGUUUACAACUUCUGUGCCCAGGACGUGCCCUCGGCCCAGCAGUGGGUGGAUCGCAUCCAGAGCUGCCUGUCUGAUGCCUGA
Messenger RNA from Orycteropus afer afer, 5622 nucleotides. Lineage: Eukaryota; Metazoa; Chordata; Mammalia; Tubulidentata; Orycteropodidae. The record is from RefSeq and is a predicted model, not a curated record.